Messenger RNA from Kazachstania africana CBS 2517, 924 nucleotides. RefSeq lists its product as uncharacterized. Gene Ontology annotation, molecular function: alkaline phosphatase activity; phosphoglycolate phosphatase activity. The transcript has a single exon. The record is from RefSeq and is a predicted model, not a curated record. NCBI's taxonomy places the organism in Eukaryota, Fungi, Ascomycota, Saccharomycetes, Saccharomycetales, Saccharomycetaceae. The coding region runs from base 1 to 924 and encodes 307 amino acids.
AUGCCUAAUCCACCUACAAAGAUAAACACGAACGAAAUUGCCCAAAAUUUCCUGAAUAAGUUCGACACUUUCCUCUUCGAUUGUGAUGGUGUCAUAUGGUCAGGCAAUCGUCUAUUGCCAAAUGUGAAGGAAUUUUUAGAGAAACUAAGACAUUUGGGUAAACAAUUCAUGUUCAUUACUAAUAAAUCUACCAUUCCACGCAAACAAUUUGUCGAAGUAUUCAAAUCUUUUGACAUAGAAAUAUCAAUAGAUCAAGUCAUCAACUCUGCGUACUCUUCCGCAAUGUACGUUCGAGACGUUUUGAAAUUACAGCCUGGUAAAGAUAAGGUAUGGGUAUUCGGAGAAUGUGGUAUACCAGAAGAACUAAAUUUAAUGGGAUUCAAAACUCUAGGUGGCGUCGAUCCAAGAUUAAAUGAGCCGUUCGACGCCGCCACUUCCCCAUUCCUUGUAGAUGGCCUUGAUGAAGAUGUCCGUGCCGUCGUAGCUGGGUUUGAUUCUAAGAUAAAUUAUCACAAGUUAGCUGUUACUCUUCAAUAUUUAUUGAAAGACAAAGAAAUCCCACUGGUUGGGGCCGAUGCUGAUAGAGUGUUCCCGGAGAGAGGACGUGUGCUCCCUGGCGCAGGGCCUAUGGUUGAAUCUCUGGCAUUUCAAUCUGGUAAAGUCCCCACUUACUGCGGAAAACCAACAAUGAACAUGCUCAAUGUCAUCGUUUCAAGUAAACAUCUUGACAAAUCCAGGUGCUGCAUGGUGGGUGAUAUAAUGGAAGUGGACAUUGCAUUUGGUAAAAAUGGUAACCUUGGCGGUACUUUGCUGGUACUAAGUGGAGUUGAGACUGAAAAGAGUCUUCAAGAACCCAAAGAGGGCAUUCCAACACCAGAUUUUUACGCUGAAAACCUUGGUGCCAUAUACAACUUGUUAAAAUGA